AAUUCUAGUUAAUUUUGAUUUUUUUCCCCCUACAGGUUUUUGUAGACAUGACAUUUGGUGGAGGUGGACAUACGCAAGAACUGAUUAAAUCUGCUCCAGGAAUCAAAGUUUAUGGUCUUGAUAGAGAUCCUUUUGCUUAUGAGCUUGCAGAGAAACUUAGUCUGCAUUACAGGGGUCAGCUGUGUCCGUUGCUUGGAAAGUUUAGUGAGGUUAAGGAUCUUCUUUCUGAGAAGGACAUCUCUGAUGUGGAUGGAAUACUGAUUGAUGCAGGAUGUUCAUCCCUUCAGUUUGACACUCCAGAGAGAGGAUUCUCUAUCAGUCAGGAUGGACCUCUUGAUAUGAGAAUGGAUGCAAACAGAAUCCCUUCACAACCUACUGCAGCUGAUGUUGUAAACUCAUUAGACCAUGCCACUCUCACUCAGAUAUUGCGCACAUACGGAGAAGAAUCAAAAGCCAAAAGAAUUGCUGAGGCAAUCAUAGACUACCGAGCAAACUUCAGAAUUUUUUCUUCUACUUCGGAACUUGCAACGGUGGUUGCAUGUUGUCACACCCAUAGGGAUGCAAAGAGCAAUCGAGACAAGCUUGGACGGCACGCACAUACCGCUACCAAGACCUUUCAAGCAUUGAGGAUAUUUGUGAACAAUGAGCUUAAUGAACUCGCUAUGGCAAUGGAGUCAGCAUGGGAUCUCUUAAAACCUGGUGGAAAAUUAGCUGUUCUGACCUUUCACUCAUUGGAAGACAGAGUUGUUAAGAGAUCGCUUCAGGGGAGACAUGUAUCUGAGAGAGGGAACUCAUUGCGUCAAAAGAGGAUGAUGGUGUCUUCUGCAGAUAGUGGUAUACAGAAGUGGGAAAUAGUCAAGAGAAAAGAACUGACUGCAGGCGAUGAAGAAAUCAGUUUGAACCCCAGAGCAAGAUCAGCUAAGCUCAGAACUGCCAUUAAGCUGUAACAUUUGUCCAUGAGUUAUUUUUCAUUAAUACUUGCUAAAAAUCAAUGUCUUUAUAUUUAGACAGCCCUUGGAACAGACUUAUGGAUUCAAUUUAGAUACUGUUGGUUUUCAUAGACUGAUUAGAUCAAUGCAGUAGUGCAAUGUGCAGUGAUACUAAAUGAUGUCAUUAUGAGCUACAUUAUAGGUCACAUUUAUAUGAUCAAGGCCCUUGUGAUAUUUGGGGAAGGAGAUAUCGGAAAAAAGUAUUCCUGUGUGCUUGAGCAAAUACACCCCUGAAAUGCACCUAGCCCUUGAAAACCAAGAAAGACCCAAUGAAAUUCCCAUAGUGUCCUAUGAAAUAAAAAAAAAGUUUUGGCAAAUGAUCUGAAAAUAUAACCCUCAAUAUUUUUUUUAUUUUAUUAAUUUUUGCUUGAGCCUUGAAGUGUAGAUGAUAUUGGAUGCUCUUGUUUCAUGGAAUGCUGGAAAUGUUCCACUGGUUAAAGGGCCUUUAAAAAGGCCAAUAUUUCCCUCUUAUCCAGUCCAGUGCAUUAUUGACCCAAGGAACUGGUAAUUUCACUAAUUUCAUUUCUUGCUAUAUUUUGAUUCUGUGGAAAUAAAGAAAGAGCAAAAAAAAAAUGUUCUGACAGAAAUGUUCAGUGGUAGACGAUAAAUUAUUCUGGUAAUAUUUACAUCCCUCAAAAACAAUCCUAGACACAAUGUUAUCAUAAAAAGUAUUUUAUUUAUUUAUUUUGAUAUCAUUGAACAGUUGUUGGGUCA
This is a messenger RNA of Lytechinus variegatus (green sea urchin), 1703 nucleotides long. RefSeq names its product 12S rRNA N4-methylcytidine methyltransferase-like (gene mettl15). Bases 48 to 947 code for a protein of 299 amino acids. Lineage: Eukaryota; Metazoa; Echinodermata; Echinoidea; Temnopleuroida; Toxopneustidae. The transcript has 3 exons. Gene Ontology annotation, biological process: rRNA base methylation. Gene Ontology annotation, molecular function: rRNA (cytosine-N4-)-methyltransferase activity. The record is from RefSeq and is a predicted model, not a curated record.